Messenger RNA from Carlito syrichta (Philippine tarsier), 1280 nucleotides. It is a transcript of the gene CD40LG, whose product is annotated as CD40 ligand. Bases 172 to 957 code for a protein of 261 amino acids. Lineage: Eukaryota; Metazoa; Chordata; Mammalia; Primates; Tarsiidae. Gene Ontology annotation, cellular component: membrane. The transcript has 5 exons. The record is from RefSeq and is a predicted model, not a curated record. Gene Ontology annotation, molecular function: tumor necrosis factor receptor binding. Gene Ontology annotation, biological process: immune response.
GUAACUUUUUUGCUGGGAGAGAAGACUACGAAGCACAUUUUCCAGGAAGUGUGGGCUGAGACGAUUGUGUGCUCUUAACUAAUCCUGAGUAAGGUGGCCACUUUGAGAAUCUUCUCAUGCUGCCUCUGCCACCUUCUAGGUCAGACGAUACCAUUUCAGCUUUAACACAGUAUGAUCGAAACGUACAGCCAACCUUCUCCCCGAUCUGCGGCCACUGGACCACCUGUCAGCAUGAAAAUUUUUAUGUAUUUACUUUCUAUUUUUCUUAUUACCCAGAUGAUUGGGUCUGCGCUUUUUGCUGUGUAUCUUCAUAGAAGAUUGGACAAGAUAGAAGAUGAAAGGAAUCUUCAUGAUGACUUUGUAUUCAUGAAAACAAUACAGAGAUGCUACAAAGGAGAAGGGGUCUUAUCCUUACUGAACUGUGAGGAGAUUAAAAGUCAGUUUGAAGGCUUCGUCAAGGAUAUAAUGCUAAGCAAAGAGGAGAAGAAGAAAGAAAACAACUUUGAGAUGCAGAAAGGUGAUCAGAAUCCUCAAAUUGCCGCACAUGUCAUAAGCGAUGCCAGUAGUAAAACAGCAUCUGUUCUACAGUGGGCUGAAAAAGGAUACUACACCAUGAGCAACAACUUGGUGACCCUCGAAAAUGGGAAACAGUUGACCGUUAAAAGACAAGGACUCUAUUAUAUCUACACCCAAGUCACCUUCUGUUCCAACCGUGAAGCUUCGAGUCAAGCACCAUUUAUAGUGAGCCUCUGCCUGAGGUCCCCGGGUGGAUCCGAGAGAAUCUUACUCAGAGCGGCAAAUACCCACAGCUCCAACAAACCCUGUGGGCAACAAUCCAUUCACUUGGGAGGAGUCUUUGAAUUGCAAGCAGGUGCUUCAGUGUUUGUCAAUGUGACUGAUCCAAGCCAAGUGAGUCAUGGGACUGGCUUCACAUCCUUUGGCUUACUCAAACUCUGAACUGUGUCACCUCGCAGGCUAUGGCAGAGUUGAUGCUGGCAGUCUUCAUCACACAGCACAGCAGCUAAGGCCAUCCCCUGUUGAACUGCCUAUUUAUAAUCCUAGGAUUCUCCUCACGGGGAAUUAUUUAUUAUACACUCCAAGGCAUGUAGGGCUGGAAUAAGUGAAUUACAGGUCGUGUGAAACCCAGACGGGUCCUGCUCCAUAAGAGCGUAUAUUCUGAAGCAGCAACCCCACUGAGGCAGACCUCCGGAGAGUCCUGUGAAAAGACAAGGCCGUUAUGCACAGAUUGAGUUCUGAGUAUACAGCAGAUAAUUAGCCAA